AUGACAGCCCACAACGACCCAGAAAUCCAACCUCUCCUCCCUCCCUCCGUCCCAUCCUCUCCCGGAAACGACAGCCCCCCAACCCGAGCAAUCGAAGACGACGUCCUCCCCGAAACCUCCCCCCUCGGCCGCACGCUAACCUGGCAAAGCGCCUACAUCCUCGUCAUCUCCCGCGUGAUAGGGAGCGGCGUCUUCGCCACGCCGGGCGCCAUCCUCCGCUCCGUCGGCAGCCCGGGGCUAGCCCUCCUGCUGUGGGUCGUAGGCGGCGCGGCGGCCGCGUGCGGGCUGGCCGUGUCGCUCGAGUUCGGGGCCAUGCUGCCGCGGUCGGGCGGGGACAAGGUGUACCUCGAGUUCGCGUACCGGCGGCCGCGGUUCUUGGCUUCGACGCUUGUGGCGGCGAAUGCGGUGCUGUUGGGGUUUACGGCGAGCAAUUGUAUUGUCUUCAGUCAGUAUGCCCUCUUUGCGCUGGGGGUGGGGGAGCCGUCGGAUCUGAAUUGGCUUGGCUGGAUCAAGGUCGGGUUGAUUGGCUUUAUGCUAUAUCCCUCGGCGGGGUUCCCGACGACGGUUGUAGGAGACGUGGGUGCGGUGCUAGGAAUAAGACGAACAGGUCUUGCGAGCCUCAGCUGGGACGGGCUAUGGGAGGGAUCCAACUGGAACUGGGGCAUCCUGGCCACGUCGCUGUUCAAGGUGUUCUACUCGUUUGCCGGCCUCGACAACGCCAACAACGUCCUCGACGAGGUGAAAGACCCCGUGCGGACCUUGAAAUCGGUUACUUUCUCCGCCCUGGCGACCUCCUGCGGGCUGUAUCUUCUCGUCAAUAUUGCCUACUUCAUUGUCGUUCCCGUCGGCGAGAUCAAGAAUAGCGGGGAGCUGAUCGCUGCUCUGUUUUUCGCAAAGAUCUUCGGUGCCGGGUUGGGUAGUGUCUUGUUGCCGCUCGCGGUGGCUCUCUCGGCCGUGGGAAACGUGCUCGUUGUUGCUUUUGCCAUGGCACGCCUCAAGCAGGAGAUCGCGAGACAAGGAUUCCUACCCUUCUCGAAACUCCUCUCUUCCAAUCGCCCCUUUGGCUCCCCUCUCGGUGGUCUACUUGUCCAUUACAUCCCCUCCUUCUUGGUUAUUGCUCUGCCGCCCUCGAAGGAGGUCUACUCUUUCAUCCUCGAGGUGGAGGGAUACCCGGGUCAGUUCUUCUCGCUAGCUGUUGCCGUGGGCCUCGUCUGGCUACGCUUCAGGCGACCUGACCUACGACGUCCCUUUAAGGUCUGGCUCCCUGCGGUGGGGUUGAGAAUGAUCCUCAAUGUCGCUUGA
Messenger RNA from Sodiomyces alkalinus F11, 1302 nucleotides. RefSeq lists its product as hypothetical. The coding region runs from base 1 to 1302 and encodes 433 amino acids. NCBI's taxonomy places the organism in Eukaryota, Fungi, Ascomycota, Sordariomycetes, Glomerellales, Plectosphaerellaceae. The record is from RefSeq and is a predicted model, not a curated record. Gene Ontology annotation, biological process: amino acid transmembrane transport. The transcript has 4 exons. Gene Ontology annotation, molecular function: L-amino acid transmembrane transporter activity. Gene Ontology annotation, cellular component: membrane.